This is a messenger RNA of Pipistrellus kuhlii (Kuhl's pipistrelle), 503 nucleotides long. Its product is annotated as prothymosin alpha-like. Gene Ontology annotation, biological process: positive regulation of transcription by RNA polymerase II; negative regulation of apoptotic process. The record is from RefSeq and is a predicted model, not a curated record. Lineage: Eukaryota; Metazoa; Chordata; Mammalia; Chiroptera; Vespertilionidae. Gene Ontology annotation, cellular component: nucleus. Gene Ontology annotation, molecular function: histone binding. Bases 177 to 503 code for a protein of 108 amino acids. The transcript is spliced from 2 exons.
CUGGCUGCUCUGAAAAGCCAUCUUUGCGUUGUUCCUGUGGCUCCCUCUCCGCUCGCUGCAACCACCUCUGCAGGCGCCUCCUCCACCGCCAGGAUGCGGGCAACUUCUCGCCAGAGUCCUCCAACUCUCGCUUUAAAAAAAAAAAAACGCUGCAUAGGAUCACCGGGUGCCCCACCAUGUCAGACAUGGCCGUGGACACCUGCUCCGAGAUCACCACCAAGCACUUCAAGGAGAAGAAGGAAGUUGUGGAGGAGGCAGAGAAUGGCAGCGAUGCACCUGUGAAUGGGAGCGGUAAUGAGGAAAAUGGGGAGCAGGAGGCUGACAGGGAGGGAGAUGAAGAAGAGGAAGAAGGAGGGGAAGAGGCAGAAGAAGAGGAAGGCGAUGGUGAGGAAAAGGAUGGAGAUGAAGAUGAGGCUGAGGCAGCUACAGGCAAACAUAGAGGCUUCUGGUUGGUACUGUUAUCCCAAUAUGCCCUGCAUCCCAGUGGCUCCAACUGGUGUUAA